AUGUCCCAAUAUCCGAAAUAUAUUUUAUCGAAUCCUAUUCAUAAAUAUCUAUUUAAUUAUAAUAAUUUACCUGAAUAUAUAUAUUAUAAUUUCAGUCAAUUUUAUAAUUUAAAACCAAAUACAUCUUUACAAACUUUAUAUCAAGCAUUACCACGUUCGUAUAAAUUAAUUAAACAAAAAUCUUUAGCAAAUAAAACAAAAUCUAAUAAACAAAUAAGAACACGACGACGACAAAAUGAUGAAAAUGGCUAACAUCUUGAUUGUAAUGGUUCAUUUACACGAUAUUUUACAUUUGAUCCAACUGCAAAAUUUCUACUUAUAGCUAAUCAAAAAUCAAAUAAUUUAGUUUGUUUUUCAUAUAAUCGUGAUAAUGGUUCAUAUACAUU
Messenger RNA from Adineta steineri, 386 nucleotides. Lineage: Eukaryota; Metazoa; Rotifera; Eurotatoria; Adinetida; Adinetidae. The record is from the annotation of a GenBank genome assembly.